AUGACGAUACCCGAUGAGUUCGACAUCAUCGUGUGUGGAGGUGGCAGUACCGGCUGUGUUGUUGCUGGCCGACUGGCCAACCUGGACCACAACCUACAAGUUCUCUUGAUUGAGGGAGGGGAAAGCAACCUCAACAAUCCAUGGGUCUUCCGACCGGGAAUCUAUCCCCGUAACAUGAAGCUCGACAGCAAGACAGCGUCAUUCUAUCGCUCUCGCCCGUCCAAGUGGCUUGGAGGUCGUCAGGCUAUUGUUCCCUGUGCUCACAUCCUUGGUGGAGGCUCGUCAAUCAACUUCAUGAUGUAUACUCGAGCAAGUGCAUCUGACUAUGAUGACUUCCAGGCCAAGGGCUGGACUACCAAGGAACUCAUCCCUCUGAUGAAGAAGCAUGAAACAUACCAAAGAGCUUCCAACAACAGGGACAUCCACGGUUUCGAAGGCCCAAUCAAGGUCUCCUUCGGGAACUACACGUAUCCGGUGAUGCAAGACUUCCUCAGAGCUGCCGAUUCACAGGGCAUUCCAACCACCGAUGACCUCCAGGAUCUAGUCACUGGCCACGGAGCCGAGCACUGGUUGAAGUGGAUUAACCGAGACACUGGUCGCCGAUCCGACUCUGCCCACGCAUACGUCCACUCAACUCGCUCUGUUUACCAGAACCUCCACCUCCUAUGCAAUACGAAAGUGGACAAAGUAAUCAUAGAGGAUGGCGUUGCCGUCGGCGUGAGAACCGUACCUACCAAGCCGCUUCACCCGUCCCAGCAGCAAUCCCGCACUUUCCGUGCGCGCAAGCAAGUAAUCGUUUCCGGCGGUACACUUUCAUCGCCACUUAUCCUCCAAAGAUCUGGCAUCGGUGACCCCGAGAAGUUGAAGAAGGCUGGUGUGGAGCCCAUCGUUGAGCUUCCUGGUGUUGGUCUCAACUUCCAGGACCACUAUUUGACCUUUUCCGUCUACCGAGCUAAGCCAGGGACUGAGAGUUUCGACGACUUCGUCCGAGGCGUUCCUGAAGUCCAGAAAAGAGUAUUUGACGAAUGGAAUAUCAAGGGCACAGGUCCUUUGGCAACUAACGGCAUCGACGCCGGUGUCAAAGUCCGACCAACUGAGGAAGAGCUUAAGGAGAUGGACUCUUGGCCAACUCCACAAUUCCGGAGCGGUUGGGACAGCUACUUUAAGAACAAGCCCGACAAGCCUGUGAUGCAUUACAGUGUCAUCGCAGGAUGGUUUGGAGACCAUAUGCUGAUGCCACCUGGGAACUUCUUCACCAUGUUCCAUUUCCUGGAGUAUCCAUUCUCUCGUGGCCAGACUCACAUCGUGUCUCCCAACCCCUAUGAGGCCCCUGAUUUCGAUGCUGGCUUCAUGAAUGAUGAGCGGGAUAUGGCUCCCAUGGUCUGGGGAUACAUCAAGUCACGUGAGACUGCCCGUCGGAUGGAAGCCUACGCGGGCGAAGUCCAGAGCAUGCACCCACACUACGCCUUCGAUUCUCCAGCUCGUGCCAAGGAUAUGGACCUCCUAACCACCAACGCAUAUGCACUUCCUGGCAAUCUCACAGCAGGUAUCCAGCACGGCUCAUGGUCCAUGCCCGUCGAAGCUGGAAAGCCAUCCCAGCCCAACAUCCUGAACAGCAACUCCCAGAGCGUGUACGAGGAUCUCAAGUACACUAAGGAAGACAUUGCUCACGUUGAGGAGUGGGUCAAACGCCAUGUCGAAACCACAUGGCACUCUUUGGGCACGUGCUCAAUGGCUCCAAAGGAAGGUAACGGCAUUGUCAAACACGGCGUUUUGGACGAGCGUCUCAAUGUUCACGGUGUGAAGAAUCUCAAGGUCGCCGAUCUGUCGAUUUGUCCUGACAACGUCGGGUGCAACACUUACUCCACGGCUCUGCUCAUCGGAGAGAAGUGCGCUGUUCUUACUGCUGAAGAUCUGGGUUACAGCGGGAGUGCCCUCGACAUGAAGGUGCCUAACUAUCAUGCCCCAGGCGAGCUUUCCGGCAUUGCCACCUCCAGACUUUGA
This is a messenger RNA of Drepanopeziza brunnea f. sp. 'multigermtubi' MB_m1, 2004 nucleotides long. RefSeq lists its product as uncharacterized. NCBI's taxonomy places the organism in Eukaryota, Fungi, Ascomycota, Leotiomycetes, Helotiales, Drepanopezizaceae. The record is from RefSeq and is a predicted model, not a curated record. Gene Ontology annotation, molecular function: oxidoreductase activity, acting on CH-OH group of donors; flavin adenine dinucleotide binding.